Betta splendens (Siamese fighting fish) is the source of this 1012-nucleotide messenger RNA. RefSeq names its product metallo-beta-lactamase domain containing 1 (gene mblac1). NCBI's taxonomy places the organism in Eukaryota, Metazoa, Chordata, Actinopteri, Anabantiformes, Osphronemidae. The record is from RefSeq and is a predicted model, not a curated record. The coding region runs from base 43 to 705 and encodes 220 amino acids. The transcript is spliced from 2 exons.
CAGUGUUUAGUGUGAGUCACUCCGCUCUUCCUGUGCGCUGACAUGAUGGAAGCUGACGGUACGUUGGUCUCAGGUCCGUUUCAGAAAGUCCCUCUGUCUCAGCUGGACUUCAGUGGUCAGCCAUACUCCGUGUCCGUCCUGAAAGUCGGCUACUGUCAGUCUCAGACAGACGGGACGUUUAGAGCGGACGGAACCAUUACGCUCAUAAACGGACCCAAGACCGUUCUGGUGGACACCGGAGGACCGUGGGACCGAGACUUCCUCCUCGUGUCUCUAAAAGACAGAGGUCUGGACCCAGGACGUGUAAACCUGGUCGUGGGGACUCACGGGCAUUCAGACCACAUCGGCAAUUUAGGUUUAUUCCCGAACUCACUGUUGAUCGUCGGCUACGACGUCAGUGAGGGUGACACGUACCGACCCAACCAGCUGGCGCAAGGACAGGCUUACUUUGUAGAUGAGCAUAUAUCAGUGGUUCCCAGUCCAGGCCACACAGGACAAGACGUCAGUGUUCAGGUGAAAGGGACCUCAGAGGGCACAGUGCUUGUUGCGGGGGACUUAUUUGAGUGCUGCUCGGAUGAGGACAGCUGGCGGGACCUAAGUUUGAACACUGCUGUACAGGAGAUCAGCCGCCAAGAAGCCCUCCGCACUGCCGAUGUCAUCAUCCCCGGACACGGGGCUCCGUUCAGAGUCAUCAGGAAACGAUGAAGCAAGAGAUUAUGCAAAGAGACGUGAUUGACAGUUACAGCUCGGCUUGAUGCACAGGCUCUCGGUUACCAGGCAACCACCUGGCUCCACAUGAAAGAGACCAAUGAUCAAAGUUCAUUCACUGAUCAGGAUGUUUGUGCUGGUCUCGGUGUGUAUCAACCUGUCUGUGUUCAACACCAACGAUGACGAUGGAGCACAAGCCUCCAGAUUAUGAAAUAACCCUGCACCUCACUCAGCCGAGAACCAGCUCUGACACUGGUGAUGUCUAAAUUACAUCAAAAAUGAAUAUAUUAAAGCGUUUAAGUGA